AUGGCAGCAGUAGCUGUCCCUCCGUCGCCCCAGGUUCCAGUAGUCAUGUCGAACCGGCGCGUCCCCCUCGCCAACCUGCAAAACGCUACCAAUUCCCCGUUACGCGCGACGGCCAUAGGAGGAAAGCGCCAACGCUCACACGCCAGUGAGCAGCGCGAUGUCCCCUAUGGCCAACCGCCGCCCAAGAAACAGAUCAUCGAGGUGGAUGAUGCAGAAGCACGCCGCCAUGGCCUGGUCCGCCGGAGUGGGGCCCAACCCACGGCUCUGACCCGGAAGCUCGAGGCAGCACGAGAGACCAAAGCCCCGUCCAAGCAGGCAGUGCAGCGAGCAGCCAACGACCUGGAGACGAUUCGGCAGUGGCAGCGUCACUAUCGCAAGCUGUUUCCCCAGUUUGCUUUCUACUUUGACAGCGUCUCAGAACCCCAGAAAGACAAGCUGAUGAGCAGGGCAAAGGUCCUGGGCUCCCGAGAGGUCAAGUUCUUCUCCCGAGAAGUUACCCACGUCAUCACGACGCGUUCCAUUCCUGUCGACCUCGAUGGCAGUUCAUCCACCCACAAGGGCACCGUCAACCCGGCUCAACUGGAGAACAAGAAGUCCGUCUUCGAUGCCGCCCUCGAAAAGUCCGACCGCGGUGACAUCCUGUACAAGGCUAAGAGCUUGGGCAUGAAGAUAUGGUCCGUUGAGAAGUUGCAGCGGAUGGUCGACACCAUGUUCAACAAGGAGACGGGUGAAGAUGCGUCUAGUCAUCCGACACGCCAGGCUGUGGGCACGCAGCAUCAGAAAGGCCGUCCUGCUGACCUGCAGAGGCUGCUACAAAACGAGAAGAUGGACCGCGACUACGUCAUGGCCUCGCAAGAUAUGAUUCCUCUUCGCGGCUACUACGUUUACGUGCACGACAUGGACGAAGUCACCCGACCCGUCAUGAUCCGAGAAUACCAGAAAGUCGAGAAAGAGAAGGGCAAGUGGCCGCAGUUCCGUGCCUCAGGUAAUGGCAAAUGUCCCUUCGUCGAAGAUCCCCAUUUUGGCCGCCGACAGCAGGAAGAGCAGGAAGCACGUCGAAGGCAGGCCGCCCAAGCCCCACGGACGCGUGCUGUCUCGGCCAUGCAAGAGAAGAGUGCUCUGGUAGAAAACAACAACUUGGCCAGGCGUCCCAGUGCCCCUGCUGCCAUCGUCAAGGAAGAACAAGAGGCGGAUGCGAAGCCGUUAGAUCCCCCGAAGGCCCUCCCACCCAAGCGAUGCAACACGGCAGAUGGCCCACCGCCUAUGUUUGGCAGUGCUCAGGCUAGCAUCCGAGCCAUGCCCCGUUUCAUUGCGGAUGAUAUCCUCGACUGCUGCCGCGCUCGUGCUGGAAACAGCAAGGAAGUGAAUCAACUGAAACGAAAGGUCCUAGAGAAGAACAGCGUACCGUCGGCGAAUACGAAUAGUGGCCACUCGUCCGUCACAAACGAUGUGAGGGCUGCGCUCAGCUAUGAGCAUUCUCAACCCAUGCGAGCAGCCAAGCGCAAGGCCCAGGAGAACAUGGGUCACGCACACGAUGACGGAGACGAAGAGAGACAAGCUCGUAAAGCAGCAGCUCUCCGUAGGCGCAAGACUGCUGAGAAGGAGUUGAAGCCUGGUUACUGCGAGAACUGCAGGGAGAAGUUCAACGACUUCGAAGAGCACGUCGUCUCCCGCAAGCACCGUAAAUUCGCAGUCACCACCGAGAACUGGGUCGAGCUUGAUCAGCUACUCGCUCAACUUGAUCGUCGAUGA
Messenger RNA from Alternaria atra, 1752 nucleotides. RefSeq lists its product as uncharacterized. The transcript has 4 exons. Gene Ontology annotation, cellular component: Dbf4-dependent protein kinase complex; nucleus. Gene Ontology annotation, biological process: regulation of cell cycle phase transition; positive regulation of nuclear cell cycle DNA replication. Bases 1 to 1752 code for a protein of 583 amino acids. The record is from RefSeq and is a predicted model, not a curated record. NCBI's taxonomy places the organism in Eukaryota, Fungi, Ascomycota, Dothideomycetes, Pleosporales, Pleosporaceae. Gene Ontology annotation, molecular function: zinc ion binding; nucleic acid binding; protein serine/threonine kinase activator activity.